Molecule: messenger RNA, 675 nt
Organism: Mercurialis annua (annual mercury)
Lineage: Eukaryota; Viridiplantae; Streptophyta; Magnoliopsida; Malpighiales; Euphorbiaceae
Exons: 1
Coding region: 1-675 (224 amino acids)
Source: RefSeq, a predicted model, not a curated record
AUGGAUCAGUUCUUGACUGGGAUUGCAACUAUGGCAACUGCCCAAGCGGAGAACCAGAAUAUGCAACGAGAACAGCUGCUACAACAGCAGCAACGUUUGGCUGGAAAUGCUGAUCGGGAUAUUGUAUUGGCCUAUAUGCACCUUAAGCCAACGGAAUUUGAUGGUUCCGGAGACGCAUUAGACUUUCUAGAAGAAGUGGAACGUAACUCUAGAAGUCUCCAGGCUAAUGAGAGACAGUCGAUCAUUUUAGUGGAAAUGUCGAUGAAAGGGACAGCAAAGGACUGGUUCCAACGUAUAAUUCAGCCGACAAUGGGUCAAAUGACGUGGGCUGAAUUUGUUAAUAUUUUCAGGGAGUAUUUUCUUCCGUAUUCAGUAAUGGAGUUACAUCGUUAUCGAUUAUUGGAUCUGAGCAAAGGAGAUAGGUCGGUGCAAGAAUAUGUUACAUAUUAUACAAGGUUAAGUCGAUUUGCACCUGAUUUGAUGGUAGACCCGGUAAGGGUGAACACUAGGUUUAUGAGAGGCUUAGGGUUUGACUUUGUGAGCUUAAUGGUAGAUGUGAAUAGGGAUUUAGUUCAUCUGAUAGAUAGCGCCCGACAGAUCGAGACUUCCUUGAUUCAGUUUGGACGACUCCCAGAUCAUUCUAGAAAGGUACCAACCAGAAGUGAAUAUGCUUAG